UAGCUCACACACCUCUUCUGGCUCGCUCUCGCUCUCUCUCUCCUGCUCGGCUUUCGUCACCAUCCCCCUCCACUGGAUCCGCAAGGAGUAACGAGUGGCUCGACGACUUGCCCGAUGAUGAAAUUCCGCAGGAGGGAAAGCGAGCGCGGAGACUUCCAGCAGGCAGGCCAGCAGGACGUGGGGCGGCCGCCGCAGCCGGCUUCGUCCAAGAGGGUUUCGGACGCUUUCCAAGCGUCGCCGGAGCCUACACCUGUGGCUGUUCCCAUUCCGGCCACCAGCGCCCCGCAAUCCACGGCAUCUACGCCGGGAAACAAGAGCAGCGACACGACAACCAUCACCACGCAGACACCGGACAAUGUGAUCGGAGAGACCCUCGUGGUGCAGGGCCGCGUGGAAUUCCAGAACCUCUUGCGCAUUGACGGCCACUUCGAAGGGGAACUGAUCGGCAAUGGAAGUCUCAUCAUCGGCCCCACGGCUGAAGUGAUUUCCAACCUGCGUGGGCUCAACGAGGUCUACGUGGAAGGCAUCUUGAUCGGUGACUGCUCCUGCAACAAGAUGCAGAUCCGUUUCGCCGGUUGCGUGACGGGAAACCUCAUCUGCGCUUCUCUCGGCAUGGACCCCUCCGUGGUGCUCAAGGGAAGCGCCAACAUCAAUCCCAGAGAGAAGGUGGAAAAGACCAAGUCCAAAAGCGCCGCUCCUCGCCACAAGCAGGGCUCUCGGUCGCAGACUCGCUCGGCGGAAGACACCUCGUCGAGGGCAUCGACUUCAGUACUUAGCCCGGAGUCGGUGGGAUCCCGCGGCUCCACCUACGACAAGCAGAAACGACGGGCUAGCGAGAGCGGGGACUUGCGCCCCGAAGGCACUCGUCCGGAGGUUGGCGCGGCAGGAACGGGGCAUGGGCGCGAACCGUCCGACUCUUCUUCUUCAUCGGGAAUGGGUGACGACACUCCUCUGCCCCUGCCCCUCAUGUCUGCGAGCGGUGGUAAGGAUAAGGCCGGGCCCAAGAUGCCUGCGGGAGACGCCGUUAGUCGCUCGUCCGCGCCUAAAGCACCGGUCCAAGACGGGGCGUCCGCACCCGUCCGUAAGACGCCUGUCGUCUAGACAAGCGGGGGCACGGCAACGGUGUGGAAAAAAUGUAUUACGACACUUUCGGUAAAAUAGGUUUGAAUGUUGCACGUCUUCCCCCCCCCCCCUCCCCGCCAGGGCUUCGAUAGUUUUUCGUUUGUUUUUUUAUGAACCCUGUUGUGGACGGAGUGCGCGAAAAAACUACCAUGUUGGGGUUGGUCAUUCCGACGACGAGCUUGGCAGCAGGUUUUUACGCUUUGGGUGGGGAACAACCAGCUCCACAAAGAUCACGUGCGGACUGCUCGAAAUCGUGUUGGGUUGGUUUUACCGUAUGGCAACCGCGAAUCAUUUCGGUGUAUGGUUUGCUUUUAAGAGAUGCGUCACUUGGUUUGGGUGACCCUACUCGGGCAUGUCGCAGACCCUUCAUGGUGCAUGUGUCGAGUUUGUAUGUGGAGCUAGCUUGCGCGCCUGAGUGGGCACAACGCACGCCUUGCUCAUCGCCUGCGUCAGACAAGAGCGCGUAGUCGGAUGGUGCCAUGGCCGGUUAGCUUUACUUAUACUUUGAUCUGUAGGCUAAGCGGUACCAUCGCGCACAAGGUCCAUCGCAGCCUUGGUUGGUAUGUACGUGAGGCCAUGGUGAAAAGGAGGUGUGCAUGGUGUGUUUUGUCUUCGAUUUUCUCCCUCGUUUUACCUUUUAACCGUGGAUUUCAAACGCGAGCACCUCCAAGUAUGCAUGCAAUAGCAACAGUGUGUUAUGUAUGACGUAUUUCAGGUAUUCUUAGUAUUUAGUGCUCUGGUAGCCCUCGUUGCGUAAUAGUGCGCUGGUAGUUUUGUUGGUCGUUUGGUUCGAAGUUUUCUACUUCUAUGCUAUGUGAUAGAUGUUCUCGUCGUGUGUUGCUGGGGCGGGGAGUGCAAAUGGACUUAAGGUGGAGCGAUAUGUUGUGCCAGUUUAAUGUAGCUCCUUGUUUGCGUGUUUCUGUUUGUUGGGUGGUUAUAAUUGGCAAGAUUUGUUUGGGGGGGGGGGGAGGCAUUACGUCACCCCCGUUUAUGGUUUGCUCGGAAAUCACAAAAGCUCUGUUUACACAGGGGUUGAUAGCCUGGAGAGUUUCCACAAGUUUGAUGAGCGAAGUUAAUGACAUCCUACGGUUGCGCAAGGGGUAUUUUUUGCCGCAUUUCUCUGUUUUUGGCUGGGAUCCUUUUUGCCGCGCGUUUGCGUGUUUAACUUGCGUCUG
Ectocarpus siliculosus is the source of this 2297-nucleotide messenger RNA. Lineage: Eukaryota; Phaeophyceae; Ectocarpales; Ectocarpaceae. The record is from the annotation of a GenBank genome assembly.